This is a messenger RNA of Paraglomus brasilianum, 1074 nucleotides long. Lineage: Eukaryota; Fungi; Glomeromycota; Glomeromycetes; Paraglomerales; Paraglomeraceae. The record is from the annotation of a GenBank genome assembly.
AUGGAGCUUUUGAAAAAAUAUGACUCAUUUAUUGUAAAUAAUGCAGCACAAAUUAGUUCAAUUGAAAGUACUUUAAGGACUUUGACCUACAUACUGCCUGGACGUUUUGAAGACGCUGAAUUUGCCUCAGAAGCACCAAGGGCAGCAACUCGCCUUCCUCCAACAAAGAAGCCUGUGCCUUCCCAACAUGCUCGAUACACACGUUAUUGGAUGCGCUCAUCAAAGUUGUACCAAAGUGCAGCCGUGAUGCUGACGUUGUUACAACACACGAGCGUGCUGUUAGAAAUGGGAGCGCAGAAGAAGUGGGGACAGGAUACAAAAUGGAAGUUGAUUAUGAUAGCAGAGAUCGUAAAGGUGGUCUGUCGCAUUAUGAUCUUGCGGAAAACCAGCCAUCGAUCAGUAACCGAACCUGCAAUACCUCGUCGUGAAAUCGACCCGUCGAUCUUUGAUGCGGAAAAGAUCGCAUACCCAUUGGAAUCCAAAGGCAAUGGUACCCUCCAAAGCUCUCCUAUAACACGCGAACACUAUCACGUGAACGAUACUUGGGUUGGACAGAGAACUGGUCGUACUAGACCAAAGCUAACCGUAGCGCUUUCGAUGUCACCCAAAGACUAUUUAGUAAGCAGGACAUUAUUGGUGGAGGACGUUAGAAAACCAAAAGAUUUGGUACAUAGGAUAGAGGGCAUUGGUAAAGUUGGGGAAUACUUGCAUGUUAUUAGGCCUUUGAUUUAUGUGCUUGCAAUUAGAAAGUGGGGAAAUCGGGCUUGGCGACCGUGGAUAAUCUCUUUAAUAAUCGAGCUACUGUCCCGAUAUAUCGCUUAUUACUACUAUACGACUCGGAUACCCGGCGGUCAUCGCUGGUUGUCCACACUUGAGAAGGAAGAACAAAUGCGAAGAUUACGUCAAGUAUGGUAUUAUCUUUUACGAGGGCCUUUAUACGAAAAAUUCACAAAAAUAUACAUCAAUGGUUUCUGUGAUGCUGUCAGCACAAAACCUCUUAUUUCACUCCUCGGGAGCAUAUUGAGAGACUAUCAACCACUUUGGGAGAAUAUCCAUUAUUAUACAUCGUCAUGA